UUCCGGAGGACCGGGUUCCGCUUCCGGUUAGAAUGUCGACCAUGGCGGCGUUGCGGAGGCUGGCGGGCUCGCAGAGGUUGCUGGGGUUACCGGUUCGUGCGGUCUCCUCCGGCCAAACCGCGAACACCACGGUCUCUGCCCGGAUCUCCCCGGCCUCUCGCCCUAUGGACGUGGUUGAGUGGCACCCAAUGGAGAAGGAAGAGGAGAAGAGCCCUUUCGUCAAGAAUCCAGACUUUCAUGGCUACAGUGACGAUCCUGUUACUGAUGUACAGAAUAUGCGUGCUACCUUCUUCUUUGGAAUAUCUGUUUGUCUCGUACUGGGCACUACCUACCUGUAUUAUCUGCCUGACCAUAAGAAUCUUCAUUGGGCUCGCCGGGAAGCUGAACGGAGAGUUAAGGAGCGAACUGAACAAGGUCUUCCCAUUCUUUCCUCUUAUUACUACGACCCUAGCAAGAUUGUGCUGCCUCCUGAAGAAGAAGAAUGAUCGCUUUAAUGUUUACUUGUAUGUUGAGAAUAAACCUUUAAGAUAUAAUAUA
Molecule: messenger RNA, 537 nt
Organism: Thamnophis elegans (Western terrestrial garter snake)
Lineage: Eukaryota; Metazoa; Chordata; Lepidosauria; Squamata; Natricidae
Gene: NDUFB11
Product: NADH:ubiquinone oxidoreductase subunit B11
Exons: 3
Coding region: 33-485 (150 amino acids)
Source: RefSeq, a predicted model, not a curated record